This is a messenger RNA of Cottoperca gobio, 3179 nucleotides long. RefSeq names its product solute carrier family 25 member 18 (gene slc25a18). Gene Ontology annotation, molecular function: L-aspartate transmembrane transporter activity; L-glutamate transmembrane transporter activity. Gene Ontology annotation, biological process: L-glutamate transmembrane transport; malate-aspartate shuttle; aspartate transmembrane transport. The record is from RefSeq and is a predicted model, not a curated record. The transcript is spliced from 10 exons. Lineage: Eukaryota; Metazoa; Chordata; Actinopteri; Perciformes; Bovichtidae. Bases 493 to 1464 code for a protein of 323 amino acids.
AGAGCUGUGUUGCUGGGACUGUGUCACACAGGGAGUCACCGCGAGAGGGAGGGACUUAGCCAGCAGGACAAUGCUGGUGUUUGUGCAACGGCCCCUGAGUGGCGGCUGGCUCUCUCAGUUCGCUCUCGCUUGACUACCAUUGCCUCACGCAUUGUUGAAGUGAAAGGAAAGUGGACAGCUUGAUCCUGUCUGUGGGAUGUACCGGCAGAGGAAGUAGGAGAGCGAUUGGGUUUUGGUGUGAGGUACAACAAAGCAGAAAGGCUGGUCCACACCUACCGUACCAGGGGAGAGAAGAAGGCGGCCCAUUGCAGCCGCAUUAAAAGAAGCAGUGAGCUGCAUUUGUGGCGUGGGUGGGCAGGUUAGGGUUGAGCUUUGGUGACAACUUUGGGCUGUGCGCUGAAGUGUAGGAGGGAAGACGAAGUGGAAAAGGAAGGCGAAGAGGAGGGGUAGGUGGAGGAGGAGGAGUGGGCCUGGAGCCCAAACACAAACAGGAUGGCGGAGAAGAAAGUUAGCAGCCUCCCUGCUAAGCUGAUUAAUGGGGGCGUGGCAGGCCUGGUUGGUGUGACAUGUGUAUUUCCUAUUGACCUGGCCAAGACCCGCCUGCAAAACCAACAGGGCGUCCAAGUCUACAAAGGAAUGCUGGACUGCUUGGCAAAGACGGUGCGCUCAGAGGGCUAUUUUGGAUGCUACAGAGGUGCAGCGGUGAACCUCACUCUUGUUACACCAGAAAAAGCCAUCAAGCUGGCUGCUAAUGACGUCUUCAGACAGAAGCUCUCUAGGGAUGGGCAUUUGCCUCUGUGGGGGGAGGUACUGGCAGGCUGUGGUGCUGGGACCUGUCAGGUGGUGGUCACCACUCCCAUGGAGAUGCUUAAGAUCCAGCUGCAGGAUGCAGGAAGGAUCGCUGCCCAGAGGCCUGUUCCAACUCCAACUCAGGCUGCUGCCCCUGGUUCAGCGCCAUCAUUGAAGCCCCCCCCACCAGCACGACCCAGCCCAAGGCCCUCGGCCCUCGGCAUCACUGCGGAGCUGCUGAAGACUCAGGGACUGGCAGGCCUCUACAGGGGGGCAGGGGCAACCUUAAUGAGGGAUGUCCCCUUCUCAAUGAUCUACUUCCCGCUGUUUGCCAACCUAAACGCGCUGGGCCGGGAAAAAGGGGGUGAUGUGCAGGUCCGGGCGCCAUUCUGGCAGUCCUUUCUGGCAGGCUGCGGCGCAGGCUCAGUGGCAGCUGUGGCUGUAACACCACUGGAUGUCAUAAAGACUCGUCUGCAGACCUUGCAAAAAGGUGAAGGCGAAGACACGUACAGAGGAAUUGUUGACUGCACACGGCGCGUCAUGAUGCGGGAGGGCCCAUCAGCAUUCCUGAAAGGUGCAGCAUGUCGUGCUUUGGUCAUCGCUCCUCUUUUUGGCAUUGCGCAGGGUGUCUACUUUCUUGGGGUAGGGGAGACGGUGCUAGGUUUGGUGGAAUAGCAGUGCUUGGCAUUGGUGGCGGUGGUUGUGUUGUCUCUGCAGCGAAUGAAUGACACAACUGAGUGAAAGGUGAACACAGAAAGAGGGGAAAUACGGCCACAAUCUGCUAACCAAAGGACAAGUAAUGGUCUACACUAUGAAGAGGCUCUAUUUACUAAUAAGUGGACCAAUGGGUUCAUACUAAUCAUAUUUCUCUGGGUUCUUACAUGCUGUCAACAGGGCUCUGUAGGUUAAACAAGGUCCUGUGUAUGUGUGUGACUAAUCUGAGGGUGUGUGUCCCAAAUUGUCCGGGUUAUCCUGGUGUGAUUGCUGCAAUAUGUCUGGGGCUGUUCCUUUCACCUGAUAGAGAUUAUUCCGUCUGGUUGUUAAGAGAACUGCUACAUGUUGUUUAAGGCUGCUAACUAAAAUGCCUACCAAUUUGACCAUUCGUAAAGGUUGCGACGAAGAACUGUGCAUCAUCCUACGCUAGUGAUAAUUAAUUCCCCUUUCAAAAGCUAAGAGCACAUAGCGUUUGAUGUCAGAUUCUGGACUGGCUAUUUUAAUCAUUUAGAUUUCAAUGUGUUUUCUCUGGAAAAGGAUCUUAAUCUCCUUCUACGUAGCCGGUUAUGUGUUUCCUCCCACUCCAUCCGUGAGGUCUGAGUUGUAAUCUUGGAUUCCUUCAGUGGAGUGGGAGGUGCUGGCUGCCAGAAACUCUAAGGUCAUGUGUUAAUCUGAUGGUAAUGUUUUAAUCCCAGCAUUAGCGUACACUAUACCCUAACACUGAGCUCUCUUCCUGCCUAAAGGCCACAGGUUAGACUGCUGGGCCACUGUCUCAUAGCCUUCAGCAGUUUGGAAGUGGGGUUGCGACGGUUUCAUGGUUAUCUUACCAUGUACAUUUGCUUAGCUACAAUAUAAAAAAGAAACUGACAUAAACGAGUAUGCGUGUGAGUUAGAGGUAUAGACAGGAGCAGCCUGGCUGUGCUGUCACAAACAUACAUUAUUAAUUGUUAAUAAUAAUAAGACAUAUUUUAAAAGCUCACAGCUGAUGUUAUUUUUCAUUUAUUAGUUAAUUGAACAUGCUAUAGUGCUGCUAACAUGUACAUUUACAUGCUUAAGUUAUAAAAUAUUGUUACAUGCUUCCCCCAUCAGGUUUAUAAUGUUGCUCUAAAGGGUGAUUGUAACUGAUAAUAAUAAUUGUGUUACAUUAAAUACUAUUUCCUGAAACGGUUAUCGUACCGUGAAAAUCUCAUACCGUUGCAACCCUACCAAGUUUAAAUAAAACCUCUGAGAAGCUUAGAGCUAAUUUUACUGCUUAGUUACACAUAACAAUACAUAGCUACAAAGUAUUUGUGCACAAUAACAAUAACAAAUGCAAUUAAAGCCUUAUCAUUGCUGAGCUUCUAAAGCAUCAAAACAUAAGUCUUAAAUUAAUUCAGUGGAAUCGGUGAUGUUGAAACAUUGAUUUGGUACUCGAGUCCAACUUAGCGAGGACAAUUCUAUUUGUUACACCCAUGGAGGGAGUAUGGCACCUCGUCUUGCCAACUGUUUGCUAUUAUUUAAAUCCACUGGGUGGCACUAAAAGCUUUUUUUUUUUUUUUUUUACAUUUUUAAUGCAAGAAACACUUUGAUAUGGCUCGUUUACCUAGGCUACUACAUUUUCCUCACUGUAGAGUGAACACAGCCCGAGUAAACGGUUUGUUUACAAGCUGUAAAUAAAGAUAUCUCAUACAUGCGGA